Molecule: messenger RNA, 486 nt
Organism: Medioppia subpectinata
Lineage: Eukaryota; Metazoa; Arthropoda; Arachnida; Sarcoptiformes; Oppiidae
Source: the annotation of a GenBank genome assembly
AGGAAAAUACAGCACUCAAUGCUUUUGCAGAAGUUUAUUGAUGUUAUGAAUGAAUACAAUCGCAUUCAACUCGAGUAUCGGGAGAAAUGCAAAGAUCGCAUCACUCGACAGCUUUUAAUCACUGGUCGUCAGACAAAUAAUGAAGAGGUAGAGGAAAUGCUAGAGAGCGGCAAUCCUGCCGUUUUUACACAAGGAAUAAUUACAGACACACAACAGGCCAAACAAUCACUGGCCGACAUCCAGGCCCGACACGCCGACAUUAUUAAACUCGAGAAUAGUAUCCGGGAAAUGCACGAUAUGUUCAUUGAUAUGACAAUUCUUAUUGAGAAUCAGGGAGAGACAAUCAACCGAAUUGAGACACAAGUGAUCACAUCGAAGGCAUAUGUCGACGACGGGAGAGUUGAGUUGGGAAUCGCACGCAAACAUAAGGCAAAGUCCAGAAAAAAAUGUAUAUAUAUUGUAAUAAUUGUGGUUUUAUUGGCGGUU